Messenger RNA from Oncorhynchus masou masou (cherry salmon), 4049 nucleotides. Its product is annotated as dynein, cytoplasmic 1, intermediate chain 2a-like. Gene Ontology annotation, cellular component: cytoplasmic dynein complex. Gene Ontology annotation, molecular function: dynein light chain binding; dynein heavy chain binding. NCBI's taxonomy places the organism in Eukaryota, Metazoa, Chordata, Actinopteri, Salmoniformes, Salmonidae. Gene Ontology annotation, biological process: transport along microtubule. The coding region runs from base 57 to 1886 and encodes 609 amino acids. The record is from RefSeq and is a predicted model, not a curated record. The transcript has 15 exons.
AGCAGUUAGAUCUUCAAAACUCAUAUUGACUUCUCUUGUUCCCUCUCUCUUGUAGCAUGGCGGAUAAACAGGAUAAGAGUGAGCUGAAAGCAGAGCUGGAGAGGAAGAAACAACGCCUGGCCCAAAUCAGAGAAGAAAAGAAGAGAAAGGAGGAGGAGAAGAAUAAGAAGAAGGAUGGGUCUGACUCGAAGCGGGAAGGGGGUGCAGCAGAUGACUCUUCUGACCUGGAGAAGAAGAGGAGAGAGGCUGAGGCUCUGCUGCAGAGCAUGGGGAUCACCCCUGAUAUACCCAACACCAAGUCAGUGGGCAGCGAGUCUGGAAGCCAGGACUCUGGAGAUGGAAACUCUAGGCGAGGUUUUAGGCUUGGCAUGGCAAAGGUGACCCAGGUGGAUUUCCCUCCAAAAGAGAUGGUGUCCUACUCCAAGGAGACACAGACCCCCGCCGAUACACAAACACACACCCAGGCUACACCAGAGGAGGAGGAGGAGGAGGAAGAAGAGGAGGAGAUGGUCGAUCCCAAGCCAGCAGAGGACUCCCUGGAGGAGAAAGCUGAUGAGGAGGAGAAGCAGGAAGAAGUCCCUCCCAAGGAGCUGACUGAAGAGGAGAAGAUGCACCUGCUCAACACUGAGGAGUUCAUGGCCUUCUUCGAUCGAGGGAGCAGGAUUGUAGAGCGGGUUCUCUCUGAGCGAGUGGACGUCUGCUUCGACUACAGUGGCCGAGACCUGGAGGACAAGGAGGGUGAGAUGCAGGCGGGGGCUAAGAUGUCUCUGAGUAGGGUGUUCUCAGACGAGCGCUGGUCCAAGAACAGAGUGGUCACCUGUCUGGACUGGUCUCCUCAGUACCCUGAGCUGCUGGUGGCCUCCUACAACAACAAUGAAGAUGCUCCUCAUGAGCCGGACGGAGUGGCUCUGGUCUGGAAUAUGAAGUAUAAGAAGACCACACCUGAAUACACCUUCCACUGCCAGUCUGCGGUGAUGUCAGCGGCGUUCGCCAGGUUCCAUCCUAACCUGAUUGUGGGUGGGACUUACUCAGGCCAGAUCGUCCUAUGGGACAACAGGAGCAACAAAAGAACAUCUGUACAGAGAACUCCACUGUCUGCAUCCGCUCACACGCACCCGGUGUACUGUGUGAACGUGGUCGGGACCCAAAAUGCUCACAACCUCAUCAGCAUCUCUACUGACGGAAAGAUGUGCUCUUGGAACCUAGACAUGCUGUCUCAACCACAGGACAGUCUGGAGCUGGUGUUUAAGCAGUCUAAGGCAGUAUCAGUGACCUCCAUGGCGUUCCCUCUGGGCGAUGUCAACAACUUUGUGGUUGGGAGUGAAGAUGGAUCAGUCUACACCGCCUGCCGCCACGGGAGUAAGGCAGGCAUCAGUGAUGUGUUUGAGGGACACCACGGUCCAGUCACUGGACUGAGCUGUCACAGUGCCGGGGGUCCCGUGGAUUUCUCCCAUCUCUUCAUCUCUGCUUCCUUCGACUGGACCGUUAAGCUGUGGACCACCAAGAGUACCCGUCCUCUGUAUUUGUUUGAGGACAGCUGUGACUAUGUGUAUGAUGUCAUGUGGUCUCCCAUUCACCCCGCCCUCUUCGCCUGUGUGGAUGGAUCAGGACGGCUGGACAUGUGGAACCUCAACAACGACACAGAGGUGCCCAGUGCCAGUGUGGUUGUGGAUGGGUCUCCUGCCCUGAACCGUGUGCGGUGGGCUCACUCAGGGAGAGAAAUCGCUACAGGAGACUCAGACGGGCAGGUGCUGGUCUACGACGUAGGAGAGCAAAUCUGUGUGCCCAAAGCAGAUGAGUGGACCCGUUUUGUGCGCACGCUCGUGGAGAUCAACGAGAACCGAGACGAAGGAGACGAGCUCGCCGCGCAGCGCCUACUCGCCUGAUCACCAUGGUAACAGGGUUACUUUGGGGACCACUCCCCUGUUGCUUCCAAAUCCUCCCGUUGGUUGGAGCAGGCGUGAUGUCUAUCCCUCAGGGUUCUAGAACGUCGACAGUUUCUCCAACUCCAGUCCUUUUCUAAAUAUGCAAAACGUACCCUUUCACUACUUUGUAUUUGUACAUUAUCCAGAUGUAUGCAUGCAUGUAUGUUCCCCAUGUGCUGACGAUGUGUGUUUAACUGAUGGUGAAGAACAGAAGAAUAUCACCCAUGCUAUGCACAUUCCAACCUUCAUAGACAAGGACAGCCAUGUCCUCAGAUUUUAGCAACAAUUUUAUUUAUCCAUGCUUUUAUAGCAACAAUUAUCACAUUCGGUUGCACAUAUUUUAAACAUAUUACUUUUUCUGCAGAUAGCGUUACUAAUAUCCAAGACAAAAAAAAGGCUUUUUAAAUUAACUAAAAAUAUUCUUCAUGGCAAGUUAUGAACCAAAGUUAUUACUUUUUCUUUGAAAAUGUAAAUGUACCUGUAGGUCUCUUAAUAGGAAAACAGUUUCGGUCUCCUUCCUGAAAGCAUGAAUAAUGAUGUUUUCCCCUCAUACAAAGAUGUGGACCCAAGCAGAGCCAUAGAUACAGUACAGUGCUUUCGGGAAGUAUUCAGACCCCUUGACUUUAUCCACAUUUUGUGACAGCAUUAUUUUAAAAUGUAUUAAAUAAAAGCAAAUCCUCAGCAAUCUACACAAGCAAAAACAGGUUUAGAUAUUGUCGCAAAAAUAAAACAGAAAUACCUUAUUUACAUUAGUAUUCAGACUCUUUCCUAUGAGACUCGAAAUUGAGCUCAGGUGCAUCCUGUUUCCAUUUAUCAUCCUUGAGAUGCUUCUACAACUUGAAGUCCACCUGUGGUAAAUUCAAUUAAUUGGACAUGAUUUGGAAAGACACCCACCUGUCUAUAUAAAAGGUCCCACGGUUGAUAGUGCACGUCAGAGCAAAAACCAAGCUAUGGAGGUCGAAGGAAUUGUCCGUAGAGCGCCGAGACAGGAUUGUGUCGAGCUACAGAUCUGGGGAGAGAGUACCAAAAAAUGUCUGCAGGUUUGAAGGUCCCCAAAAAACACAGUGGCCUCUGUGAUUCUUAAAUGGAUGUUUGGAACCACCAAGAGUCUUCCUAUAGCUGGCCACCCGGCCAAACUGAGCAAUUGGCGGGAGCAGAUUCUCUGGUCUGAUAAAACCAAGAUUGAACUCUUUGGGUUGAAUGCCAAGCACCAUGUCUGGAGGAAACUUGGCAACAUCCCUACGGUGAAGCAUGGGGGUGGCAGCAUCAUCCUGUUGGAUGUUUUUCAGUGACAGGAAGAUCAAGGGAAAGAUGAACUGAGCGAAGUACAAAGAGAUCCUUGAUGAAAACCUGCUCCAGAGCACACAGGGACCUCAGACUGGGGCGAAUGUUCACCUUCCAACAGGACAACAACCCUAAGCACACAGCCAGGACAACGCAGAAGUGGCUUCAGGACAAGUCCGAAUGUCCUUGAGUGGCCCAACCAGAGCAUCUCUGGAGAGACCUGAAAAUAGCUGUGCAGCGACGCUCCCCAUCCAACCUGACAGAGCUUGAGAGGAUCUGCAGAGAAAAAUGGAAUAAACUCAGAAUACAGAUGUGCCAAACUUGUAGCGUGAUACCCAAGAAGGCUGUAAUCGCUGCCAAAGGUGCUUCUACAAAGUACUGAGUAAAGGGUCUGAAUACUUAUGUAAAUGUAAUAUUUCCGUUAAUAAGUUAGUUAAAAUCUCUACAAAUUAGUUUUUGCUUUGUCAUGGAGGUAUUGUGUGUAGAUUGAGAGAGGGGGGGGGGACUAUUAAACCAUUUUAGAAUAAGGCUAUAACAUAAGGGGUCUGAACACUUUGCCAAACUCCAUGUACAGUGCCUUCUGAAACUAUCCUCGAUGUUGGGUACCGAAUUCUAGUUAGUAUUUCAACAAGACUUGUCACAACAUUGUCCAUUAUAAUUCUUUGUUGGAGUUUACCAAACUCUGUAUAGAUAUGUUGCGUAUCUAAUUACAUUUUGUCUAGUUUUCCACCAAAACUAUUGGUUAGCUUUUGCUUGGCCAUUUUUGCUGUUCAUUCUCCUUGAUAUAAAAUAUUUUCAGGUGUGAAAUUAAAUCAUUGUUUAUUUCAAUAAAAUACACCG